AUUUAGUAGAAAUGUUGACGUGUAGUAAUAUCAUUAGUUUCCACCUUUAAUAUUAAUUCAUUUUAAUCUUACUUUUAAUAAUAUUCUCAGUUCUUCCCCCUUUUAAGUAAUAAUGGGCUCCAGCCAAUCCCAAAGCAGCAAUAAGAUAGACGAUUCGUCCUCCAACACCAGCGAUUCAGAAGAUUCUGAUGAUUAUCUAUCUGUAGCAUCUGAUAUGGAGAAGCCAGAGAAUUUGUCACAACUUACUUCAGAUGCUGCCUUUACAUCAAGAUAUAUGUUUCAUAAACCUAGUAUGGAUGAAAUUGGUUUAUUAGACAAUAAUUUAGAUAUAAACGAUAAGAUUUCUUUAAUUUAUUUAUUGUAUGAUCAUCCCAACAAAGCAUGUGAGAUGUUAGAACGUUCUUUUGAUGGUGUUGUUAAAGAAUGGUUCAAAUUGGAAGGACAAUUUAUUCAAGAAUGGCAUUUGAAGGUAUUGGAAGCUUUAUGUAUUAUCAAACAUUUUAAAGGUUUAAAAAUUUUGGGUCACAACAAAGCAGAUAUGACAUCAACGUUUUUACCCUUUAAUAAAUUGGUUUCUGUGAAGGUAAAUAAAAUUAGAAAAGCGUUGUAUUGUAUUUUUGAAGAUUUACAGCCUAAUGAAGUGGAUCAAUUAUUUAAAAUUUUACAACAAGAUAUUUUAAAGAAAUAUAUCUCCACGAUUUUAGAUAAAAAUAAUUUGGAGUUAACAUUUCUACAUUUGGAAAUGUCAGGUUAUUUUUCGCUUAUUAAUUUAACAAAUCUAAUCUUUUUAUUUAAACAAAUGGAUUUGUUAAGUGUUUGGGAAGACUUUAAAAUGCUUCAAGAAAAUAUUUGUUUCUCAACUCAUGAUCAGAUUGGACCACCUGUGGGUGCAACUAGUAUAAAUUGGGGCCAAUCGGCUAAUUCAUCUUUUAUGAAUGAUGAUGUAACACAACGCAACAUUGAUCACUAUGAUAAUCAGUAUCUCCAAAACGUUGGGGAAGUACAAGAAAAAAGUACAAUUCAACAAUCAAGAAACAGGGAAAUUUGUGAUAUCGAGGAUAGUUAUCAUGUUGACCCUUUAAAACCUGGCUUACUGUUAAUUAUUGAUAAUGAAAACUUUUAUACUGAAAAUAGACAACAAUUUAAGGUAAGUUUUCUUCAAGGAUUUUAGAAACUAAGAGGGCUAUUACAUGCUGGGAACAGGUGUACAGGGUGG
Onthophagus taurus is the source of this 1216-nucleotide messenger RNA. The record is from RefSeq and is a predicted model, not a curated record. NCBI's taxonomy places the organism in Eukaryota, Metazoa, Arthropoda, Insecta, Coleoptera, Scarabaeidae.